UUGAGCUAUGGAGGAAUUGCCGCGCUCGGCGCGGGCGACGCGAGGGAAAAGGCUCACGAAGCUGCUGGAUGAUGAGGUUGAGGCGGAUAACUCGUUUUGGGGCCAGGAAGCGUUCAAGGAGGAAAACAAUGAUAAGGAAUAUCAGGAAGAGGCAGAAGAGGUUGAUGAAUUCGACAGUGACUUUGAUCAAGACGAGGGACCUGAAUCGGAAAACGAAGUUAAAGAAGAAAAAGAGGUUGUCAAAAAGAAGAGAAAGUUUCCCUACAAGAAGCCCGGGGCGGACAAGAAGAAAAAGAGCGUCAGCUUUCUACUGAAAAACGUUGCACGCACAGACAAGCCGAAGCCAAAGAAAAAGGCACCGCCCCGGCCAAGUGAUCAGGAGGAUGGCGAUGGAGAAAGCGAGAGGAUCAUCAGAAAAUCCACGAGAGUGUCCGUUGUGGCGAGGCAAGCUGAGAGAGCCGCCAAAGCAGCUUUGCAAACCACACCCAAGCCAGUGAAGAGAAAACGGGAAGAAGAGAAGAAGAUGUCUCAGGAAGACAUGCUUCUCGAGGCAGCUCAAACAGAGGUUAUCAAUUUACAGUCUCUGGAACGCAUGCUCGCUCGAGAAGAAGAAGUUAAGAAGAAGGCAAUCAUACAGAAAACGGUGUACAAUGGUCCUCAAGUCAGAUUCAUUUCCAAAGGCGGAUACAAUGUACUGGAGUUCACCAAAGUGAGCACGCUUCCUAGCGCCAUUAACUCCAAAGCAAAGCCUUGUAAACGAGUCACUCUCCUUUCUCAUUCUUUCUCGUUUUCACCCUCGAUUCUCACUUUCUCUCUUGUUUUUUUCCUUUUCUUCUUUUCUACGCCAGAUCCCGAGAAAGCUUUAUGCGUUGUAACAGGCCAGCCAGCCAGGUACAAAGAUCCCAAGACAGGCCAGCCGUAUGCCACGAAGGAAGCGUUCAAGAUACUCCGCGAGAGGUUCUCGAGAAGCGGCGACAAAUCCUCGUCCACGCGGAGAGACAGCUUGGAAGAAAUCCACCAGAGGAAACGGACGAAAGUCGAGACGGAGAGAGCUCCUAGUAGCCGCGCGGGCGUCGUCAAGCUCAAGUUUAAGAAAUCCCCCAGUGGCAGCAUGGUGUCAUCGUCAUCGCCGCAAGCUCUCAAUCACCAGCCUCGAAUCGUGGUCCCGGUUCUGCAACCCCCGCCGCCACCCAUCGACUUCCACCAAGUGAUCGACGAGGCCGACUUCAUGCUCGAGGGACUGGACGAUCUCAAGCCCGACUAUAAGAUCGAGGACAGCAUCCUGUACGAGACCAACGAGAAGCUCGAGGCCCAGUUCACGUCCGGCUUUCCCUGGCACCACUGAAAGUAGCCGAGAACUUGGAAGAACUCUGGAAGCUAUAGCCGCUCGGAGGACUUGGAAGAGCUCUGGAAGCUAUAGCCGCUCGGAGAACUUAGAAGAGCUCUGGAAGCUAUACAACAAGAACAAAAAAGAAAAGAUCACUGUAACAGCGAGAGGGAGAGAAAUGUAAAUUUUAAAACCUGGCCUGCU
Messenger RNA from Selaginella moellendorffii, 1531 nucleotides. RefSeq names its product SWR1 complex subunit 2. The coding region runs from base 8 to 1345 and encodes 445 amino acids. The record is from RefSeq and is a predicted model, not a curated record. Gene Ontology annotation, molecular function: ATP-dependent H2AZ histone chaperone activity. Gene Ontology annotation, cellular component: nucleus. The transcript has 10 exons. Gene Ontology annotation, biological process: chromatin remodeling; regulation of DNA-templated transcription. Lineage: Eukaryota; Viridiplantae; Streptophyta; Lycopodiopsida; Selaginellales; Selaginellaceae.